UUUCACGGAUGCAUGACCUGCAGGAAACGCAAAGUCCGCUGCAGAGGAGGCAAUCCGUGCCAGAACUGCGUGCGGCUAAAAGCAACCUGCGUCUCUUCGUUUGAUAGUAAUCUACGAAUGUCAUUAGGGGAUCCUCGGACCAGCCAAAAACGCGAUCUUGCAAGCACGCCUCAUCAAGAGCCAUCACCGCUCAACGUGAAGCCAGAUGCUAUUGGAGAACCCAAUGACAGUCAACAGCAGUAUAGCCCACCCGACUUAGACCAUUCGCUUCCCUCAGUUACCUUGAAUUAUAUGCAAUUGGACAGUAAAUGGCAAACAAGAUCAAAUCCUCGCCCAGAAAAUCCACUUCCACAGCCGAUACUGCACUCAGUCAAUUAUGGCCUGGAUUUCGAUAGCAGCCAGCAAUCUGAUGGUGGCCUCCCUGGGUUCAAUGCCUUCCACAUCUCAGAGCUAUCGGAUUUUGAUUUCUCUUUUGAUCCCAUCUUCAACAAAGACAUAGAAUUUCCCAGUUGGCCAGAUGCAGCACUCACAAUGGACGGCUUAGACCAACCAGCUUUUAACAAGGGAAGUGAGACUUCGGCACAGAGUGCGGUUGGUUCAACUUCACACCACAAUAAACGUUCCAGGAAUGUUAGUGCACCAACAGAGUCAGCUGAAACUCCUGCGCCAUAUAUGGAUCAAGAUGCUGCUUAUUUAGCUCAUUUUGAGCGGUGGAUUACCAGAUGUGGCUACUCACUCAAGGAGGAUGGCAAAGGAAAUUAUCUUCGAUUUGUCCUCGACUACGUUCAGAACGAGCACUGCAGUACCGAAUCUCCCUUUCGGUAUGCAGUAUUGGCCUGGACAGCCAAACACUUGGCCAAAAUCUCUGUAUCCCACGACAAAACAUGGAAGUCCUAUUGUAUUCGAGCAACUGAAGGUCUCAGCCGUAUAUCAUGCUGCGUCGACUCACAUAAAACUUCAGAGACUAGGUCGACUUCAUCCGGUGUCCAAUCAGCUAUCUCAUCCAAAGCCGAAAUCACCAUAGCUUCUUUAUUAUUCCUUUGCAGGUGCGAUGUUUUAAAUGGCGAUGCUACUUCAAUUCUUCAUCGCUUAGAUCAUUUCAAGGAGCACCUGACAUGCCAUCUAAACGAUGGUCCUCUCUCUGCCUUGGCAUGCAAGUUUCUUUUAUGGCUAUGCUACAUCGAUGUUCGCCUGAGAAUAUUCUCGACUCUAGCACCGCCGACCUAUGAUGGCAGAAACACUCCUAUAACCACACUGCUUGAUGCCCUUAUUCAUCAUCCCAGUUACGAUCACAUUUUGUCGCAUUCACAUUCUUAUGGGUUCGAAACUUUUGGUCAAACAUAUCCUCCUGAGGAAUUAGUGCAAGAUGUGAAGAAGAUACCCGUUUCAGUACGAAUUCAUGAAACAUUCUGCCUUAUUUCCAAUAUGCUCCAAUACCGAUCAUGGAAAUAUCUAGCAGAGCAAAGAACCGAUUUCACUGUACACCGGGAGCUGGCGGAAGCUAAAGAAGCGGCCAUAAAUCUUGAUAUACGGCGGAUGGAUACAGAAUUCGAUCUUGCAAUAGCAACCAAUCCAGCUGCAAAUGCGUUAUGUGGUGUUGUUGCAGGCGUUGGGCACAACACUAUUAAGAGCAAUCCCACCAGCCAUACGGCUAACGGUAUCGCCAAUUACAACUCCCCUACGCUCGCGGCACCAGCUUCAACUAUCAGCCUUGACGCUGCCUCUAAUGAUCGAGCCUCAUUGCAAUGGCUGUCUUGCUAUGCAGCAUUCUUAGCAGCCAAGGUUCUAUGGUCGCGAUUUCUAUACACCUCGAUCCGUAGCGAUUCGACUGCCACGAUAGCAACAAGCGGCAUACUGAAGAUUGCUCUACGUCUGCGAGAGAUUCAUCGUAAGAGCAGAUUGGCUUCGUCAAUGAAGAUACCUCGAUCAAUGUUAUGGCCUCUACCUGUUUUUAUUGCUGGGAUAGAGACGACUGACGAGAUAUACGCGGAUUGGAUAUCGGAGUUUAUGGAUGAAAUGGGCUCAUCAAUGAACAAUGCUGAGAAAGGUCGUGAUAAUAUUGGAGAUCACAAAAGCGAUUCAACUGAAGACAAGACGAGCAGUUUAACCGACCAGAAACUAAUACUAAUGCUCAUGAAGCGGGUUCGAGAGAAGCAACAUCUUUUGGAUUGUCGUGUGGAUGUUCAGAAAGUUAUGAGUGAGAUGAAAGGUGUUGAUGACAUAUUUCUGUUAUAGGGCCCAACUACUCUUCGGAAGAUCAAAAGACUACUUUCAGAUGUAAUUAUCAACCUGUUGUAAUGUCUUGGGCAAUGUCCUAUCUCACUUUUUAUCCAUGUUUUCAUGUCGGCAGGCCUCUUCG
Trichoderma asperellum CBS 433.97 is the source of this 2359-nucleotide messenger RNA. RefSeq lists its product as uncharacterized. Gene Ontology annotation, molecular function: zinc ion binding; transcription cis-regulatory region binding; DNA-binding transcription factor activity, RNA polymerase II-specific. Gene Ontology annotation, cellular component: nucleus. The record is from RefSeq and is a predicted model, not a curated record. Lineage: Eukaryota; Fungi; Ascomycota; Sordariomycetes; Hypocreales; Hypocreaceae. Gene Ontology annotation, biological process: positive regulation of transcription by RNA polymerase II.